Messenger RNA from Symbiodinium pilosum, 1907 nucleotides. Lineage: Eukaryota; Dinophyceae; Suessiales; Symbiodiniaceae. The record is from the annotation of a GenBank genome assembly.
GCGGGUUCAUGGUCCAGAACCUAUGGCGUGGGAGGCGGCCUGCACAUUUGUUGUUGUUCGCACGUGUACUUGGACAUGGACUGGAAAGUGUUACAGCAAUGGCAGAGGAAGGCCAGAAACGUCCCGGUGGCCCCGAAGCAGAGGAGCCUGAGACAAAAAAGGUUCGUAGACCUGAGGACUGGCUGCAAAAGACAGCUGAGGAGAUCAGGCAAUUUAAAGCGGAUGAGGUCCGUGACUGGGCGAGAGCCGUAUUGCCGACAAUUCCUCAAGUCGCUGAGACUUUGCACGUGCAACAAGUGGAUGGUGAAGAUGUCUUGGACCUGACCUAUGAGCGGCUAGUGGCUGAGCCCUACAAAAUUGCUGCCGGCCCUGCCGGAAAACUGGCCAAGCGCAUCGCCGCUGUGUCUGCCCCGCCCAUGGCCGCGAGCGGAUUCCAGGACGACCUGGAAGCCACGGAGUUCAUCCGGGAGCUGGCCAACGCUGCGCCACAUAACUUGGGUGAAGGCGUGCAGGUCUUCGACCUCAAGAAGUCCUUGCCCGUAGAGCCGUACGGCCAGAGCGGGCCAAGAUUAUUGACACGCAACACGACGCGCCGGGCCUGGCAGGCCACCUUCGAGCUCAUGAAGGGAGGCAUCAAGCGCGUGGCCAUGUUGGGCGUCCCGGGCAUCGGGAAGAGCCGCAAUCUGGCGCUGGGCCUCUGGCACGGGGUGACGGGCAAGCUGCCAGAAGGGAUGCCGCAGCCCGAGGCCAUCGUCUAUGAAGCCCGGGAGGGUGGGGCAGUCUUCCUUUUCACCAAGGGCCAGGAUGGCGCGUGGAAGGCGCAGAGCCGCGACAUGCAAAAUUGGAGCCCCGCAGGCUGCCCGUACCUGAAGAACACCAACAACUGGUACCUGGUGGAUGCUUUCGAGUCAGCCACCGCCACCUUGAAGUUGUAUGCCAAGACCGUGCUCGCCUGCAGCCCAGAACGGGACCACUACUCGAAAUUUAUUAAAGACGGCGGCGGCUGCGUCUAUAUUGAAUCGUGGUCUAGAGCUGAGCUUCAAGCGGCAUUCAAUGACGGCGACAUGCUGUCUAGGUACGACCAGAUCGGAGGAAAUCUGCGGGCCCUUUUGUCAGCUGAACCCGACUUCAAUAAGUAUGUGAAGGACCAGGAAUCUGAGGCCAUGGAUUGGCAGCACUUGCAGCCUGCUUUCCAUGGCAGCUUGGACAACCAAGGCAAGAAGCUUCUCACUCGCCUUUUCACCUACAUCAGCAAGGAUGCCCGCGAGUACGAGGUUGAUUUCUGCUGCGCUGGCGCUGCCGCGCUGGUUGCGAACGCGCAAUACGACAAGCUGGUGGAGCUCUGGGGCAAGCACGAUGAGACUGCGAGGUACUGGUUCCAAAAGUUUGUCGGACCCCUGCUGACCUUCUCGUGGUUUCACAAAAAGUUUGCAGCUUGGACUAUCACCAAUGUGGGCUCCGAUGAUCGUGCUUCCUGGCAACGGAAGAGGUGCGACGACUUGGUGAUCGCAAAGAACCUGCAGUUAGUGGAAUGCGAUUCCACAACCAUGUUUGAGGAGAAAUGGCGGCAGGCAAUAAAGAAAGGAACCCUAUCGCAACAGGUUUUGAGUAGCCCAGCCGGUUACCCGGGCAUUGACUACGUGCUGGAGUUCAACCACGGCAUCCAGGCGACCACAUCCGGAAAGCACAACCUUGCAAAGGAGUUUCGCGAGACGUUGAAGACGAUGUUCAAUGGAACUCGCCACAGUUUCACUCUCACGUUUUUCAUUACAGGAGAUCCUGAAAGAUUCGCGCCGGUCGGAGGUGAUUUCAACGCACUAAGAAGAAUGGCGGGGCCAUCAGAGUCGUUUGACACUGUUUGUGUACAGGUCGUGCAGAUUCCGAAGACGCUCGAUAGCCUGAGUUGA